Molecule: messenger RNA, 2330 nt
Organism: Dermochelys coriacea (leatherback sea turtle)
Lineage: Eukaryota; Metazoa; Chordata; Testudines; Dermochelyidae
Gene: ALDH2
Product: aldehyde dehydrogenase 2 family member
Exons: 13
Coding region: 115-1686 (523 amino acids)
Molecular function (GO): aldehyde dehydrogenase (NAD+) activity
Source: RefSeq, a predicted model, not a curated record
GCCCGGACCCACCCCCAGCCCCGGGGCCGCUGGGCGGGGCUCGGGCCGCUCGGCCGCGCCCCCGCGGCUGCCUCAGCGGCUCCCCCCGCGGGCCUGCGACUCCCCCGCGCCAGGAUGCUGCGUGCGGCCGCGCUGGGCUGCCGGCGGUGGGGCCGGGCGGCUCCGGCCCAGCUCGGCAGCCGCUUCUCGGCCGCUGCCUCCGCGAUUCCCGCCCCCAACCCCCGCCCGGAGGUCGCCUACAACAAGAUUUUCAUAAACAAUGAAUGGCAUGAUGCAGUCAGCAAGAAAACGUUCCCUUCUGUCAACCCAGCAACGGGGGAAGUUAUCUGCCAGGUUGCUGAGGGAGACAAGGCGGAUGUGGACAAGGCCGUGCGGGCAGCCAAGGCGGCCUUCCAGCUGGGCUCGCCUUGGAGGCGGAUGGACGCCUCUCACCGGGGGAAGCUGCUGCUCCGCCUCGCCGACCUGAUUGAGAGAGACCGGGCCUACCUGGCCGAGCUGGAAACUCUGGAUAAUGGCAAACCGUACUCCAUCGCCUACUUAGUGGAUCUGGACAUGGUAACCAAAUGCAUCAGGUACUACGCUGGCUGGGCUGACAAAUGUCAUGGGAAAACCAUUCCCGUAGAUGGAGACUUCUUCAGUUACACAAGACAUGAGCCAGUAGGGAUCUGUGGACAGAUCAUCCCGUGGAAUUUCCCACUCCUGAUGCAGGCGUGGAAAAUCGGGCCUGCCUUGGCCACCGGGAAUGUGGUUGUGAUGAAAGUGGCUGAGCAAACACCCCUGACGGCUCUUUAUGUGGCCAGUCUGAUCAAAGAGGCUGGAUUCCCACCAGGGGUGGUUAAUAUUGUUCCUGGCUAUGGGCCCACUGCAGGGGCUGCCAUAGCAUCCCACAUGGAAGUAGAUAAAGUGGCCUUCACUGGCUCCACUGAGAUUGGGCAUCUGAUUCAGAAGGCUGCAGCAGAGAGUAACCUGAAGAGGGUGACGCUGGAGCUUGGAGGGAAGAGCCCAAAUAUCAUUAUGUCUGAUGCUGACAUGGACUGGGCUGUUGAGCAAGCCCACUUUGCCCUAUUCUUCAACCAAGGCCAAUGCUGCUGUGCUGGAUCCCGGACGUAUGUCCAAGAAGAUGUGUAUCAUGAGUUCGUAGAGAGAAGCAUUGAGAGAGCCAAGUCCAGGGUGGUUGGAAAUCCGUUUGACUCUCAAACUGAACAGGGACCUCAGGUAGAUGAAGAGCAGUUUAAGAAGAUCCUUGGCUACAUCAACACUGGGAAGCAGGAAGGAGCCAAACUGCUCUGUGGUGGCAAUCCUGCUGCAGACAGGGGCUAUUUCAUCCAGCCGACCAUCUUUGGAGAUGUGCAGGACAACAUGACCAUUGCUACAGAGGAGAUAUUUGGACCAGUCAUGCAGAUCUUGAAGUUCAAAACAAUUGAGGAAGUCACUGAGAGAGCAAAUAACUCCAAGUAUGGUCUGGCAGCAGCAGUCUUCACAAAAGAUCUUGACAAAGCAAACUACGUGUCCCAGGCAUUGCGGGCUGGAACUGUCUGGAUAAACUGUUAUGAUGUGUUUGGUGCUCAGGCCCCAUUUGGUGGGUACAAAGCAUCUGGGAAUGGGCGAGAGUUGGGGGAAUAUGGCCUGGAGGCAUAUACAGAAGUGAAAACUGUAACAAUCAAAGUUCCACAGAAGAACUCUUAAGGGACGUGCUAUUUGCUCCAUGCAUCUGAACCCUUCUAUGCAGUUGAAGUUUAACGGAAUAAGAACAUGGGAAAACCCUUCUUACAGCAAGCAAAACUUGAAGUCCAUAAGUGCAAAGUUCAUGCAACUUUUUUUAAAGUUUAAAAAAAAUUCUUUAGAAAGUGCCAGAGGCAAUUUCUUGUUCUCUGCUUGUCUGAAACUUCACUUAGCUUUAACUUUUUUUAUACCAAACAUAAUUCUCUGUGCACUAGUGUUACACAUAUUUGGAUAACCUUGUUCGCAUUUACGUCUGAAGAAUCUAAUGUGCUCUUUUGAAAUAAUUUGAGUGCUUUAUGAAAAUACCAUUACUAGAGACCGCUAAUUAAUUGCUUAUAAUUAGCUUGCUACAAAGUUGUCUUUUUUGAAAGUAAAUCUGUUUGCCUGAUGUAUGAGAGUACUCCUCACUGACCAUAUAUGAGCGGAAUUUGGCCCUCUCACCUAGCAGCAGACAUUGUGUAAUACUCAAUGUAUGACUUUUUUGGUCAUCUGAAUGACUCUGAAUCUAGGUAAAGUCUAAGUUUUUUCUCUCAGACAGUCUCAUCUGUGAAAUAUCUUCUUAUACUAUUUUCUCUUUCAUAAUAAACAUACUGGUAUUUAACCUGCCA